UGAAAGUGGAUUGGUUCCAUCACCCACCACCAAAGAAAAGAAGGAAAAAAGAGAGAGGAGAGACGGCAGCUCUAGCUUUUCUCGCCGAUUAAUCUUUUUCAAACUCCGAUUUUUCUCCGAUUUUGAGCUUCUUUGUCUCUCCACUUCUCUAACUAUUAAUUAUUAUUAUCUAUUGAUCCUCUUUUAUUUCAUCUUUCUAACUCUAGGUUCUAAUUUUUGUUCAUAUCUCCGUUCAUAUACCCACUUAUCUCAGCUCGCUCAAGGUGAUUGUGAUUAUUGAGCAAUCAAUUUUAAAAAAAUAUCACUUAGCACUGGAUUAUUGAGGAGAGGGUAUUGGUUGCUGUGGGCAAUUUAAGUUCUGCUAGCUUAGAGUACUAUCUAAUUCUCUAUUAGUUAUUUAUUGGAAACAAUAGUUUGUGAGAGGAUAAAACUUGCUGGUGAAAGUGGAGCAUUACUGCAAGGGACACAGAGUGAAAAUAAAGAGUUUGGAGCUGACACCAUGGGUGCCGUUUGUUGCUGUUUACAUGCUGACGAUUUUGAGGAUUAUUUAAAUCCUAAUAGUUCUGUUUACAGAAACUGUAUGUGUCUUGGUUGCUUUGUUCAGAAUUUUCUACAUGUGUACUCCUCAUUAUUUCGAAGAGGGGAAUUGCAUUCUGUCCCUUCAUCCAUUCAGGGGGCAGCUUCUAUGACUUCUUCAGCAUCGCUUGACAACUCUCUUUCUGACAUGUACCGCUCUCCUCCAAGGCCUUUGCCUUAUGAUGCCGAUCCCAGAUAUUUUCGCUUGCAGCGUGAUGGUGUAGUUUCAAGACGGGAGAAGGGCUCAAGUCAUUCACAUGAGGAAUCAGAACCAUUAAGAAGUGAUAAUGAUGGUGAUUCUGAUUCCUUGGGUACAGGAGACAAAUGGCUUUCUUCGGCUUGUGAAGAAGGAUCCAAACAACAGCGCAGUAGAUCCUCAUUGAAGCUCUCGUCAGCAAAAUCAACUGUUGGAAUUGGAUAUGUCUAUUCAUCCUCAGAAGAAGAGGAUGUCUGUCCAACAUGUCUUGAUGAAUAUACUCCAGAGAACCCCAAGAUAGUAACAAACUGCUCUCACCAUUUCCACCUUGGUUGCAUUUAUGAGUGGAUGGAGAGAAGUGACAGCUGCCCAGUAUGUGGCAAGGAAAUGGUAUUCGAUGAAACGACUUGAUCUUGCUGUCGUGGAUGUAAACCAGCUACAGUGGAAGAAGAAAGGAAACUAAAGGAUACAUGUAAAGUUGUUUGUGAAUAUUGCAGGUUAAAGUGUUUUGUUAUCUAUGGUAAAUAUUGAAAGAAGAUAACAUAUAUAUGUUCUGAUAACAAUUGUUUCCAAACUCUUGAAAAAGCCCUUUACAAAAUUUUCAUCCAUGUGAAUGAGAAUUCGGUUUAUAGUUGUCAAAA
Molecule: messenger RNA, 1413 nt
Organism: Mercurialis annua (annual mercury)
Lineage: Eukaryota; Viridiplantae; Streptophyta; Magnoliopsida; Malpighiales; Euphorbiaceae
Product: E3 ubiquitin-protein ligase At3g02290-like
Exons: 5
Coding region: 500-1183 (227 amino acids)
Molecular function (GO): ubiquitin-protein transferase activity
Source: RefSeq, a predicted model, not a curated record